Molecule: messenger RNA, 2007 nt
Organism: Huiozyma naganishii CBS 8797
Lineage: Eukaryota; Fungi; Ascomycota; Saccharomycetes; Saccharomycetales; Saccharomycetaceae
Gene: AVL9
Product: Avl9p
Exons: 1
Coding region: 1-2007 (668 amino acids)
Cellular component (GO): cytoplasm
Source: RefSeq, a predicted model, not a curated record
AUGGCUGAGAAACAAACAAUUGUGGGCGUGUGUCUGGUCGAUUUCCAUCAUAAACGCGGUCCCGAAGUGGAGUACUGGUAUGGUUUACCGGAUGGUACAGAUGAAACGGACCUGUGGAAAGAUUUACCUUUUCAGGCGCUUCCAGACGGUUCACAUUCGUUCGAGGAAACCUUUACUUUUUUUACAUUACUGUUCAAUGAGAAGACGAAGUCGAGCUUGCCAAACGAUGCAGCAUCCUUACCUGAAGAUCAACUAAACGAUUACACUACAUUUUUUGCCAUUUCUUGCUCUAGGCAAAUCAAAUCUGAAGACCUUAUUCGGAAAGACAAGGAUGUCACAAGGUGCACGGUGCAAAAGGCCAUUGUUGUUGUUUCAAGACUUCCAAUCUUCAGUCAAAUUAAAGACAAAUUGAAUAUAGUAACUAACGCUUUUUUUCUUCAACACGAUUUUACUGACAAGACUCUCAUAAAUAACCUCCACCAAAGUCUCGUUUCUCUUUAUGAUUCAAGUUCAGACCUUUUAGCAGAUAACAAUAACUUUUACGUCGGGCUGUGUUUAAAGAGGAUAAUAAAAGACCUCAAAAAGGAAGCAUUAGUUCUUUUGAAAGCGAUGUUAUUGGAACAAAAGAUAAUAUUCUAUGGAAAUAAUGUUGAAAACUUGUCCAAUUUGCAGUUUGGACUCGUUAGUUUGAUACCAGAGCUCCUUUGGAAUCUACAGGAUUGCGGGAGUCCUCAAUUAACGUCAAAUAGUGCGCAUUCUCAAAUUGCAACAUCUUUUCAAUCCGCAGAUCGAAAAUCGGUUCAUCGAUUUUUGGGGUUUCCACUUCGAAUUUUUGAAGAAGGUGGGUUUUUUUCUCCAUAUACACCACUGCAGCAACUAGAUGUCUUAAGAUCCGAUAAAUCUAAAUUUUUUGUCUUAGGAACUUCGAACUCACUGCUUUGCGAACAGAAAGAAUCGUUAUGCGAUAUUUUUGUGAACUUGGAUGCAAAUAGGGUCGAGAUUCUAAACAAGUCUAUAACACAAGUUCUCCAAUUGUCAACACAAGACAGUAAAUGGAUAGAAGGUAUGGCAGCGUUAGUUGAUGAGACCUUUGACGACAACAAUGAAAAAUCAACAAAAUCCUUUCAGUAUGAGGGUGGGGAGGAUUGGAUCCGAUCACAAUUCGAAGAAUACCUAACUGGUUUAUUUUGCAGUGUCAAGCUGCAUGACUAUAUUACGCUAAACGAAAAUAACUCGGAUGCACUACAGACUAUUUCAGAAGAUUUGCUGAAAACAGAUCCGGUGCAUUUCUUCAAUAUGGGUUGGGUUAAAAAAUGGAAAGAAACGAAGAACUUUCGCAUAUUCAAUACCACUACAGAUGAUCGAAUAUUUGACUUAUUUCAGGCAAAGCAUAUAUGUAAUGAUGUCGACCCAAUUGCAGCUUUUCAGCAAAAGUUCAUCGCUACCUUCAGGAACAUGAAGAAACAGAGGGGGCCUGCCAACCUGGAGGAACCUUCACCAAAACCUUAUAAAACGAAGUCGAACGAUUCACGAAGUUCGUCGGCCCUGUCAAAGAAAUCAUCGAAUAACGAUGACCCGGUUUCAGUUAAAAGCGGGGAAGAACAACAGCCAGUCAAUGUUUGGAACACAUGGAAAGACUACUUCAACAAGAAAAAGGCAAAAAGUAGCAGCAAUGUGUCAGCGAUUACUACGGACACCGAAAUAUCUGACAAAAAUGUCACGAAAAAAGUUGAUGAAACAGAUUUAUCCGCCACCACAGAGGAUUUGAAGAGUAUUCCUUCCACCAAAAAUGCUAUUCAAACAGCAUUACUAGGAUUAGGUAUUCACGUUAGUCAAGAAGAGUUGAAAGAGUUUCGCGAUAAAAGAGAUACACCCGUUUCAAUUGCGAGUAGCGACGAUAAACGCAUCGUAGAGGCGAAUACGAACAGUAACGAGGAUGAACGUACUUCAAACAGCAAUGUUAAUGAUAGGGACUCUGUGUUAGAUGUAGUCAAUACAUAUAAAUAG